This is a messenger RNA of Monascus purpureus, 1036 nucleotides long. The record is from the annotation of a GenBank genome assembly. NCBI's taxonomy places the organism in Eukaryota, Fungi, Ascomycota, Eurotiomycetes, Eurotiales, Aspergillaceae.
GUCAAAUUUCAUCUCCACCUCUUUCUCCCGCGAAAUCACAACAGUUUUCUUUCAGGACGUCCGAGAUCCUCAUAACCGCCGGCUUACAGUAUUGGAUACAAUCAAUCAAAAUGCCUCACGCCGACUCCUCCUAUUUCGCCCCAGGACUGUCCAAGAAGGAAGUAUACGAGCAGGUCCUGGAGCAGACGAGGGGUCUUGUUGAUGGGCAGCGGAAUUGGGUUAGGUGAGUCUAUUCAAGGAUCACUUUUAAUUGAGCUUGUGUCUUUUCAAUGUUCAAUGUGGAUGUGCCAUAAGUCUCAUGAUAAAUCAAUAUAGCAACUUGGCAAACGUCUCUUCUCUCCUCUGGCACGCCUUCGCUGCUCUCCCAUCACCCUCUUCAUCGGUGAACUGGGCCGGAUUCUACAUUCGAGCGGACAAAUUUCCAGGGAACUCUGCAGACCAAAACAAGAACUUACUACUCCUAGGUCCCUUCCACGGCAAACCAGCCUGCCAACAGAUCCUCUUCGGCAAAGGAGUGUGCGGGACAGCCGCCGCGAAGCGGGAGACGGUUGUCGUCGAAGACGUGCUGUCUUUUCCAGGGCAUAUUGCUUGCGAUGCGGAGAGUAGGAGUGAGGUUGUUGUUCCUAUUUUGGUGGGGGAAGAGACGGUUGCUAUUAUCGACAUAGACUGUACCGAGACCUCCGGGUUUGAUGGGGAGGAUAGACGGAAUCUGGAGGCUCUUGCUGCUCUUUUGGCGGAGGCGUGUGAUUGGUAAUUUGUUUGAUGUUGGUAUACUUUUACUAUGCCUAAAAUCGAUAUUCAAGCGGUAUAUUCUAUUAAAACUAAUGUUAUCUGGUCGAGGAGGUUGGAUCCUUUCGAAACAUCAUACUGCGUGCUACUUAGGUGUCAUGUCACCUCAAUAGUUAUGAGCCACAUUCUGCAUGGCCAGGACCGCCCGUAUCGGCUUCUUCAACGUUACACUGCUUUUAGUUCCUCCAUUUUCAGCAUGCGUGUGGUUCUGAGCGUUCAGCAAUGAGCUUGAGCUGUAGGAUUGGCA